This is a messenger RNA of Metarhizium acridum CQMa 102, 1224 nucleotides long. RefSeq lists its product as uncharacterized. The record is from RefSeq and is a predicted model, not a curated record. Lineage: Eukaryota; Fungi; Ascomycota; Sordariomycetes; Hypocreales; Clavicipitaceae.
AUGCAAAAUCCCGUUCCAGUCUCGUCUUUGCCGGCGACGGGACGGUUGUUUUUCUUGCUCGGCGCCACAGCCGCCAUUGUCUCCGCCUCACCUUUUCCUCGGAAUACCGUCAACGACUUGGGCUUCUCAUUUCUCUUGCGACGAGAUGACUGCGCAACCUACUGCGGAUCUGAAAAACAGUUUUGUUGUUCUUCCAACCAGGUCUGCACAACCCUAGCCGGCAAUGUAGCCACCUGUGCGCCUGGCGGCGGCGGCUCCUACGGCGCAUACACCACCACGUGGACCGAGACGAGGACCUACACGAGCACCAUCAUGACGAAUUGGGCUCCGGCGCCGACUCCGAUACCAGGAGUCGAUUGCAAACCUCAGAGUCCAGAGCAAGAAGCUUGCGGGCCGAUUUGCUGUGCGGGUUGGCAAACUUGUGCCUUCAAGGGCCAGUGCUCCGCCCGGCCGGGAUAUCAGGAGCCCAGCACCAUCGUCAUGACGUCCAAUGGUGUAGUCACGACUCGAUACUCUGCUCCUUACCGAGUCACCGGUACCACGACUGUUAUCGGCAGCGGUACUCGAAGCGACCAAUCUUUCUUCACAGCCACAGCAACCACCACCUCUGCGAGUUCAACUUCCACUAGCGACGGGGAUACUAUCGGAGCUGAUGGAAGCAACAAGGGCGGAACUGGGGGCGGUUUGAGUGGCGGCGCCAUUGCCGGUAUUGUUAUCGGCACGCUGGCUGGUGUCGCCCUGCUCAUGCUUCUCUGCUUCUGCUGCAUCGCCCGUGGUAUCUGGAACGCCGUCUUUGGCCGGAAAAGGGAAAGGUCUGAAAAGGUCAUUGAGGAAGAAGUCCGCUAUUCACGACAUGGCAGCCAGGCACCGUCUGCCUAUUCCCGCCGAGACCGCCAUUCCGGAUGGUUUGGUGGUCGUCCAACAUCUGUCGCUGAUCGCCGCCCGAGGAAGUCGGAUGGGAAAUGGUGGUUGGGCAUUGCUGGCGCAGCAACGACUCUGUUGGCUUUACUCAACCUCAAAAAGGAUAGGAAACCUGUUCGACGGCCGCAGUCUUCACGGUACACUGAUUCGUCCUACACGUAUUCCGACGUUACAUACAUGAGCCCAACCAGCUCUAGUUCAGGACGACGAACCCAUCGUACCGGUCGAACAGGCCGGAGCCACCGCAGUGACAGCCGUGGCGGAGCCUCUUACUACUCCCGUGCCACCACACGCCGACCAUAG